This is a messenger RNA of Marasmius oreades (fairy-ring Marasmius), 2972 nucleotides long. RefSeq lists its product as uncharacterized. The transcript is spliced from 4 exons. NCBI's taxonomy places the organism in Eukaryota, Fungi, Basidiomycota, Agaricomycetes, Agaricales, Marasmiaceae. Bases 657 to 2750 code for a protein of 697 amino acids. The record is from RefSeq and is a predicted model, not a curated record.
AUCGCCGUCAUCCCCGAUGGAAGGGGAAUAGAAAGGGUUGACCACUCUGAGAUCGUCCUUCAGUUGUUGAACGUCACUAGGGGAAGUGUUCUUCUUCUCCUCGGUCGCGACGGGGGCCAUGAUGAUACGACUUUGAAAUCUUUCAAGUCACCAGAUCUGUCCCUUGUAUAUAAGGUAGCAGGCGGAUGCGACUCGUGAUCUUACGCAAAGAAAGUCUCCGUAUCGCGAAUCCUGGGAUCAAUGUCGCAAUUUAGGAUAUCGAGUUCUGUGCAUGACUCCCUGAUCAUGACUUCCCAAUCACGCAAUAAUCGAAGAAAAGGAAAGCUGUUCGUGUGCUCCUUCCUGGCCAUGAGACUUGCAGCCAGGGUGACGAUAUCUGAGUAAUAUCUGGGAAAGAGUAAGAAGGCUCCAAUUGGCACAGGAGUGGGUCGUUUCCAGCUGUUUCUGGCUUUGUCUUACUGCUGAAUUGGUGGGAGAACCCGGAGAUAUUGACUGAGUAUAGAAUCUCGAUGUCGUCCAACUCCGGUGCCAGACGACAGCGAACCAGUGCUUUCGGGCCUUGAGAUGUGCGUUGGCGUUCACGAAAGACGGACGUGCGACUUGUGGGUGCAAGCUUACCAAGCUAUGCUCGCUACCUCGCUACCUCCAAGUGCUAUAUGACCGAACUGCAAAGGUCGCCUGUAGUGCAACGGUCACUCGAGUCCUCCACCUCCACCUUGUUUUGGCCCACCAAUAUCGACUCCACGCUUCUCCAACUUGGCCUUAACGGACUGCAAAGACUGCAAGCAGAGAGAGCGCCGAAGGUUGAUGAAGCGCUAGUUGUCUGUGAUGAAAUGAAUAGGCCUUCGUCGACCACUGCCAGUGCUGCGGCACCAGAAGGUCUACAAACACGCACUUUAGUCCACACCAUUUUAGCUUCUCCGGAUCUUCAGAAGUUGCUCAGCCCCAUCUCUUCGCAAGAGCCUACUGUCACUGCUAAUAUCACCCUCGAAAAAGCUUCCACUGCCGCACCCUUAAAUCCCGCUGAUAAGGCCCCUCGGACGCCACCAGAAAGUGACGCUGUUCAUAGAGCCGCUCAUAGAACUGAAAUGGAAACCGAUUCUGGAGAAGAUACCCCUACCUCAUCCGGCUGCGCAUCCGCAGCCGCACAAUCAUUUCACAAGCCUAACGGCGUCAGUGCUAUCAAGGCAUCGACCUCAUUUACCAACGCUAGCAAUGAGGCCAGCCACUCGAACGGUGUUACAAAUUCACUCUCUGUCUAUAUGAAGGAAGGUUUAGAACAAUGUCGAAAUUUCAUGUCAUCACUGUUAUUGGAGAAUAUCAGGCUUCGGAGCGCGUCUAAAAGCAAUGACUUCCUUUCCACUCCGCACACUGCGCCACGAAAUGUGAAAGACUUGCUUUCAGAUGACGUCUGCAAAGCGUUCCUAGAAAAAGUUGGGGAAGCGAAAUCUCAACUUCACUUGAGGGAGAAAAUCUGCGAUCACCCCCAUGACGAUAGACCAAAGGGGACUCCAGCAUCUCAUGUUGACUCCCGUAGGCGUAUUGAGCCCGUAGUCUCGACUGGCACAACAACAACAUCAUCUUGGGGAAAAUCACCGCAAAGGAAAUACCAAGAUGAUGCGCACCCGCGAACUGCUAGGAAACGUUCGCACCAGAGUGAUGAUGAAAGUGACCGAAAUUCUCGUGCCUCUCGUUCAUGGGUCCCAGAGUUCUACGACACGAGCGCUAGUUCCACGGCUUAUCGCGACCCAUCGCGUUCUUCCUCCCGCGAUCUAAAUCGACGUGAUGGUAGCCCUACCAGAUCUCAACACGAUACAAGAUCCCGCUCUCGAGAUACCACGCCUCGUGGGCAUUUGGAAGGCAAAAGCGAUGGUGUUCACCAUUCAUCCCCUAUGCUCAUAGACUCGGUGGAACAUCGGGAUGAGCGGAGGCACGAUGCUAAUAUAUUGAAUGACUCGCGUCAUUCAGAUAGGGAUGGUGAACAACCACAGUCUGGUGAAGAUGAGAACUGGGUGUCACAGCACAGCCUUGCCAAACCAUUGUCAGCAAAGCCAAGUGACACAGAUCCAGAUUCAACUCCACAUUCAAGUAUUUUGAAUGAUACCAGAGCCCCACAAACACCUCCAACCUCAAACUUAGAUUCCAAUCAAAUUCAAUCUCCUGAAUCAAGCUCAAAUGCUUGUGAUAUGCCUUGCCAUAAUGUGCCUGGUCUUUGGUUUCUCCAGCCAGCACUAUUCUCCCCUGGUGUUCUUGAAUGCAAAUUUUUCAUCGAUUUUGAAACUGCUCAGAAGUGGCAGAUUGAUUCAGAACCAGAGGAGAUGUAUUCAAACACAAGCAACAAUCCUGUGCUCAGGCUGAACUUGCUUUGUCUCUCAUAUGAGAAUGCCAAAACUGUUCUCUUUAACACUCCUCCUUUUCCAAAAGCACUUGCUGAUGCUGUCUGGAAUUGUUCCUCAAAGGAAUGGCCUGAACAAGGAACCUUGCUCAUUCAAGUUAAUCCGGGUCAGAAAUAUGGGAGAUCUUGGAUGCCAGCAGAUUUGUCACCGCAUAGCCCUCCUCUUGACAUAACAAAUUCUGUUGGUCUCGGGAUGAAUGUAAUACGGUGUAUCCAGUUGUCACCGGCAUAUUCCUUUUUCAUCCUGCAUGCGACUACAGGUGCAAAUCCAAAUUGGAAGGGCUUUGAGAAAUUUCUUGGCGAUUCAGGUCUACGCGACACUGGAAUCGACGUCACCGCGACGUCCGCGACAUAGUCAAUGGACUUGGCCUUGUUUAUCACUGCCGUUAUUUGUGCUAACCGUAUACCGGAUACUGUUCGGGGUACGUUGCGAGCUAGGCUGAACAGUCAGCGACAGAGACCUCUCUCUCUACUUCGGCCUAGACCAUUGCUUCCAUGAGCUCGGCGAACCUUAGUUGGGAGCUCGGAGAUUCUGUUCGAUUUCUUGAACGUUGGGCGAGCGUCAACUGUAAACUUG